ACGGCAUCACGUUCCGGUCAGAUCUGUUCCUUCGACGAAUAUGAAACAACUGGUCGUAUUAAUUUGUUCCAUGCUGGGAUUUGUUGGACUCGCUAGCACUCUACCACGAGAAGCAACCGAUUACGAAGAUAUGUCAUUUUGGUUAAAAUCUGGACAAGAGAAUCUUCGAAGAAACCUAGCUUAUCGGAACAACGAGAAUCGCGCGAAGAAUACCAUUAUCUUUAUCGGUGAUGGUAUGGGAAUAUCUACGAUUACGGCUGGCCGAAUAUACAAAGGCCAAAUGAAGGGCAGCACCGGCGAAGAAUAUAAAUUAGCUUUCGAGAAGUUCCCUAAUACUGGAUUCGCCAAGACGUACAACACCGACAAACAAGUGCCCGAUUCAGCUGGAACAGCCACCGCGAUAUUUUCUGGUGUGAAAUGUCGUUACAAAGUCAUCGGAUUGGAUACCAAAGCUUCGUUCGAUAAAUGCGACAAGCAUAACGACGAAAAGAGAAAAGUUACAACGAUCGCGGAUUGGGCGCAAGAAAGCGGCAUGGGUACCGGAUUCGUGACCACAACUCGAAUCACGCAUGCCACACCAGCCGGACUCUACGCUCAUACCAAUAAUCGCGAUUGGGAAUGCGAUACCUCGAUACCUAAACAAUACAAAGAUUGCGUAAAUGAUAUAGCGAGGCAACUGAUCGAAGAGGCUCCAGGAAAUAAGUUUCAGGUUAUUAUGGGUGGCGGAGCUCAACACUUGGGUUUACCAAUGGAGCCGAUAGAUCCGGAUACUUGCGUCAGGGGGGAUGGACAAAAUUUGGCCCAAUUGUGGUCAGAAAAUAAUCCCGAUGGCAAACUGGUAACCGAUGCUGAGCAACUCUUUUCCAUCGAUGUCGCAAACACCUCCAAGAUUCUCGGAGUUUUCGCUGCUAGCCAUCUUCCUUAUCAUGCCGUAAAGACAGAUCAAACACCGAGUUUAGCCAAUAUGACGACACAGGCUAUCAAGUUGCUCCAAAAGAAUAACGACGGUUUUCUCUUAAUGGUAGAAAGCGGAAGAAUAGACAUGGCUCAUCACCAUAACUAUGUAAAGUUAGCGUUGCGAGAACUAUCGGAGUUGGAGGAAGCGAUAUUGGCUGCUCUGCAACAAGUCAAGCUAGAAGAAACUCUAGUAAUCGUGACUGCUGAUCACUCUCAUUCCUUCACCAUAAACGGAUAUCCAAAGAGAGGAAACGAUAUCCUUGGUUUCGCAAAUGACCCAAACAAGCCAAACGUACCAUUCUACGAAACGCUUAGUUACAUCAACGGACCUGGCUUCUUCCAUCAUAGACGAAACGAUAGUAAUAAUAUCAACGAAACGUGGAGAGCCGUCGAGCAGGAUGAAACGCGCGAUCAGCCAUUCUAUACCAGUAUGGCUGGCACAUAUUUGGAAGACGAAACACACGGAGGCGAAGACGUCGGAGUCUACGCGAUAGGUCCGUACUCGCACUUAAUACGUGGUACUUUCGAACAAAAUUACAUCGCUCACGUAGUAGCGUAUGCCGCAUGCUUCAAAGACUGGCCUUCCCACUGUAACAACGCCUACAAUCGUUUCUUCUACAAAUUGACCAACUCGGUAAAUCGAACCACUAAUUCACCUCUUUUGUCUCUUUUCACGUUCGUGCUUCUUUUAAUCGUUCUCAACUACAAUUAAUCGUAUGCAUUAACGCGAUACGUAUGCACGAUUAAUUCCUGUUCCGAACGUUCUUCAUUAUUUCUCAUCUCGAUCGUUUCGUCCUUCCUUUCUUUUUCAUUAAUCGUCAAACUAGUCUGUACCCGAUUAUAAUUUAUACGUUAAGCGUAUUUGAUUUGCUUCCUCC
Messenger RNA from Eufriesea mexicana, 1835 nucleotides. RefSeq names its product alkaline phosphatase 4. The record is from RefSeq and is a predicted model, not a curated record. Gene Ontology annotation, molecular function: alkaline phosphatase activity. The coding region runs from base 41 to 1669 and encodes 542 amino acids. NCBI's taxonomy places the organism in Eukaryota, Metazoa, Arthropoda, Insecta, Hymenoptera, Apidae. Gene Ontology annotation, biological process: dephosphorylation. The transcript has 8 exons.